GGAGGAUAUAAUUAUAAUGCUAUGCAUUAUGUUUAAUAAACUGGAUUAAUGAGUGGUGUCUAUUAUCCUUAUGUUGGCUAAUAAGAAGGAUGCAGAUACAAUAGUGGAGAAUUUAGAAUUAACAAUUAUUAGUUCGUAGGUAAUUAACAAUCAACUUUACAACAUUAUUUAUAAAAUUAUCCAGUCUCUGUUGGUGUUGAUGCAUCAAAUUGGUAAUUCUAUAAAAAUGGUACCUUUUUUGAUUGUGGAUAAACUGUGAAUCAUUAUGCUUUGGCAGUAGGAUUCGAUUUUGGAUACAAUUGGAUUGUUUAGAAUUCUUGGGGCUAUGGAUGGGGAGAAAAUGGAACUAUUAAGUUAUCUCCAAAUAAUACCUGUGGUAUACUCAGUUAAGCAUAUUAGAUUGUUUGA
Paramecium sonneborni is the source of this 408-nucleotide messenger RNA. The record is from the annotation of a GenBank genome assembly. NCBI's taxonomy places the organism in Eukaryota, Ciliophora, Oligohymenophorea, Peniculida, Parameciidae.